GUAGAGUCCCACCAUCCGAGAACGCAGCACCGUCGUCUAAUCAUGUGGUUACUAGGCAACAGCUACAGAGUUUUGUUUGGGUUUCCUGCCGCCUAUAGUUUCUAAGAGUUGAAAUGUUAGGGUUAGCAGUGGGUGCACGGGUCUGACCAUUCUCUCUGCAGAAAUAGGUCGGGGUUUUGUCCUAAUGCGAUGUCGUCAUUUUAUCCUUUUAUCUUUUUUAUCGUCUGUUUCAUUUCUUACUUCGCUCAGAUGUUGGAGAGUGACAGGCUUCUCAGCGAUACCGCACUUUAACCCGGAGAGAAAUAUACUUAUUAAUAUCCGGGAUGGACGCUGUUCUGCUGGACCAGACCCGUGCUCCGGUUGCCUUUGGCCGUCGAGCUGUUCCGCAGCUGUUCGAGCAGCUGCAGCGGCCUGAGAGCGAUAGUAGGCGGCGCGCUUUGGCUUCACUCUGCGACCUGAUGCACGAGCCGGAGCGGAUCUACCAGACCGUUAACGGAGGUUUUCUUGAGCAAUUGAAGGGUUUGUUGAAGGACAAAGAUCCAACAGUUAGAAAACAAACGUGCGAGCUGCUGCACCUGCUCAGCGGCCACAACAUUGGCAGACAGGCACUGCUCUCCUCCUCUCUCCUCCCCCCUCUGUCAGAGCUGCUGGACGACGACUCAUCGUCCUGCAGGAGAAACGUCCACCAGGUGUUGAACCGCCUCGCUCUGCUGCCUGCAGGUGCAGAUGCUCUCCUGUGUCUGGUUCCUAAACUAAUGAUGAAGCUCAAAGAGGAGGAAGAGGAGGAGGAGGAGGAGGUGCAGGUGCUACUCCUCUCCACCCUCAGCUGCUGCUCCUCUCUGGAUGCUCUUCCUGCUCUGGCCCUUGAUGCUGUGUCACUUGUGAGACACAAACUCUCGCACGGUUCCCCGAACGUGCGCAGAGAGGCUGCUGCAGCCAUGAUGGCGCUCAGCGUUCCUGAGGACGGGAAGCGGCGGGUGUGUGAGGAGGCCGUACUUCCUGUCAUGGUUGGUCUGCUGCAGGACACAGAUGUCAAGGUUCAGGCCAACGCUGCAGGAGUCAUCAUGUACACCGCCAUCACCACUCCAGGUAAACUGCAGUGUCUCGAUCUGGACGUCGUCCCCAUUCUCCUUGACCUUGUGUCCAAGAAGAAAGAGGAAGAGGAAGAUGACAACAUGGAGAGGAGGAGGAGGAUGAAGGCCCUCAUCAUGUACUCAUUGCGAGCUCUGACCGCUCUGGCUGAAGCUCCAAACGGCCGUUGCCUUCUGCUGGAGCAGCUCCCUCUACUGGAGAGGAGGAGUGAGGCAGCAGAGGAGGACGAGGACAUCCGGCGGGCUGCUCAGACUGCUGUCAGGGUCAUUACCUGGACACCGUGAGACAAGACAAUGACAUGACGUUAUAUUCAAAACCAUAUAUCCAUGUCUGAGACUGAGAUCAUCAAAAAGUGACACCCAUUAUGUAAUUCUGUUUAGAUUCUAAAAAAUAUACUACCCAUCAGAGGUUGCGCUAGACUUUUUCGUUGUCUGUCAUUUUGACUGACAGGGUCAUAAAAAUCCCGUCAUAAUCAAUUUUUACCGGUCACUUUAAAUGAUAAUAAUGACAUAUUCAAUUGCAUUGUUCAUAUUGCAGUGGAAUAUGAACAGUUCACCUGUGGCCUAAACGCACAGUCUCACACCUUCCUCCUGGUCCACAUGGACUUAAAUCGCGUGCCUGCUUGCGUGUAGUUGCGCGUGGUAGGAAAUCCCGCAACAUGCGCUCCUUCUGCACCAGUGGAUCAGCUGCACCGGUCACAGACGCGCUCCAAAGCCUCCUGUCCAUAGCUCUUUAACACGCUGUCAGCACUACAAGGAUAGCGAGAUGCAUUGAGUACGGUGUCCAGGUCAGAAAUUAUGCUCAGAUUCUCCGAUGGGAAUCUUUAUUUUGUCGCACAACAUUUUUCUAUCCGCCC
Molecule: messenger RNA, 1948 nt
Organism: Solea solea (common sole)
Lineage: Eukaryota; Metazoa; Chordata; Actinopteri; Pleuronectiformes; Soleidae
Gene: rsph14
Product: radial spoke head 14 homolog
Exons: 7
Coding region: 324-1376 (350 amino acids)
Molecular function (GO): protein binding
Source: RefSeq, a predicted model, not a curated record